UUUAUGUGUCAAAACAGUAAAAAAAGCAAAAGGGAAUAUAAUUGCGAAAUUAAAGUGAAAGAAAAAGCUUUUUUUACCGUUUUUGGAGCGCGAAAAGAAAUAACAUUUUCUAAGCAGCUAAUCUGUUAUUCCAUAUAUUGUUGUGUUUAAAGUUGUACAUUGGAAACAAGUUCAUUUGAAAAACCAAUAUUAAAUAAAAAUUUUUUAAUUUGUGUGUACUGUAUAACAUUUUGUGAUUGGCAGCUCGUGUGAGUUUCUAGAAUUUAUUAAGCGUACAACGGGCACACCGAUUGCCAAUUGAAUUGCCCCAAAAGCAACUCUGCUUAGUACAUUGCUGCUGUCAGAUUUCUGUGUCGUUCUCACAUUAUAUCUGAGAUAGCAGUAAUUGGGUACGAAUCUGAUGGCGAUCGCGAAGUAAAGACGUUUCUACGGAAUUAUAUUAAUAAUUAUUAGUGAUUUCGGGAUUUUUAAUAAAGAACAUACAUUUUUGCGUAAUUAGUGAAUAAGUUCGGUAUAAAAUAAGUACGAAAAUUAAAGGUAAUAUAAGCGCGCUGACCAAUGGCUAACGACCCGGACAAGAUUUUCAAGCAAGAUGGCUACUUGACUGUGAAUUUGGGCAGUGGUAUUUCAUCACUGAAUGAGUGUCAAGUGGAGGCCAGUAACAUUGUCUAUCAUCCGAACUUGAACGUUAUUCUUGUUUUCGAUAACGCGAACGAGCUAAAAAUUCUUGAUGUGCAUUCUGGAACAAUUUUGCAAACAUAUUCGCUUGUUGGUUCAGAUGGAGACAAAAAUAUCUAUGGUCGAUAUAUGUCUCUGCAAGAUAAGAUUUUAAUUUGGGAUGGACAACACCUAGGAUUUCGUGGCGAUUAUAAUGGCGUAUUACUCUUCGACACAAUAUUGCAAUCGCCUAUUCUACAGAAUGAUGAAAUUAUCAAAUUGGAAUUAUUGCUAUCAGAGGCAAUGACAUUCCAGAAGUGUCUCAAGGAACUUGAGCAGGAGGACUUUGAAUGUUCUGCUGAUGUCACAAAUGAGUUAAAAGAUAAAAUAGAGAGAGCACAAGCAAAUUCAAAAAAGGGCAUCAAAGCACAACGUUGGAAUACUGUAUGUUUAGAGCUACCAUAUUCCAGUAUAAAGUUGGUUGCCAAUAAUUUAGUUUUGUUAUUAAAACGAUUGGAGCGACAUAUACCCGCAUUACCGGUAGCUUCAGCGAUUAAUGAAAGACUCACCGAUCUUCUUACCGGUUGUCGUUUACCUGAGUUAAGUUGGCAAUGCACAAAUUUGCAACGUACUCUGAUGCAUUCAGAGGCUGUACGACGACAGACAUUUGAGAAAUGGCCACAUAUGGAUUACAAAUGGGCACUACCUGACCAAAUGGCACAGGCUGGGUUCUAUCAUCAGCCUUCGCCUACUGGUGAAGAUCGUGCGAUGUGUUUUACCUGCAAUGUUUGCUUAGUCUGUUGGGAAAAGUCUGAUGAACCAUGGGGUGAACAUGAACGCCAUUCGCCUACUUGCCCAUUUGUUAAAGGAGAGUAUACUCAGAAUGUGCCAUUAAGCGUUACUUAUGCUACAUAUCCAGCUGCUACUGUCGGUGGUAUUGGUUUCGAUGUGAUUUCAAAUAGCGAAUAUGCAAAUGUACUUUGUACUAGCUGUAAACAAUCCGGUGAGAUAUCUGUCUGGAGUAUAGAACGACAUUUGAAACUCAUGCACACAUUCAAUAUUGCCGUAAUAAUGAAAGAUGUAUGUGAUGAAAGUUAUGAGUGGGCAAAUGUUACAGCGAUAUGUGUACUACCAAAUGCAUGCGCGCAACGUAAAAUUAAUGCUAUGCAUGCCACACAAAUUAGUAACAAUGGAGUUGCGAGCACACCUGGUGCACAACAAUGUAUAUCUUCAUCAUCUUUGAGAGUGGGCGUUGUUGGAUCUAAAAUUGUACUAGGCAUAAGUAUUCAAAAAAGUACGGGCGAGCAUGCCUUACGUAUGGUUGUUCUCAAUAUUGUAGAAUGUGAUCGAAUAAAUGAGAAUACUGAAGGAAGUAGUACAAGUAGUGUGGCCGUUAGUCAACCGAAAACAUCAAACACAAGCAGUGACGGAGAUGACACUGUUAACGAACAACUACCACUCAAAUAUGAACAACAAGACGAUGACAGCAAAACAGUUAGCGCUAAUUUUGAAAAGUAUGCGGAUGGUUUCGAUAGCAAUGGGUUUGUUUCUGCCCUUAGUAUUAUGAAUACCGAUGGAACUGAAGAUAAGUCGAAUGCAAUGGCCUUAACUGAUUUGAUUAAUACUGAGUUAUCACAUAUGCAAACGGAUUUGAUAAUUGUAAAUCCAUUUGAUGCUAAAAUGAAUACAGGACCUUCAAUAGAUAUGGAUAUGGACGCAAAUUAUUUUAAAGAAAAUUUAUUAGCUGCCGCUCAAAUGAAGAAAAAUCAGAAUAUCACAAUGAAUGGCUACAUGAAUAACAACAAUAAUGUUAGUACCAUUUCAAAAGCUCCACCGUGUGAGGACAUUGAAUGCGUAUUUGAGAGUUGCACAAGCGUUAAACGUAUGAACACUUUUAGUGAUGAUUUCGAAAAUGAAAUCGUUGAAAUAAGUGAAAUCUUACCAAUAAAUAGUGAUUGCAAUCAACUACUGGUUAAAUUGCAAAAAACUAAACUUCCUUCCAAAGUAGAACAAAAACUUAUAAUGGCAACAACAGAGGAUGUAGAAUAUGAGCAGUUAGUUGAUUCUUCCGACUUUAAUGGCAACGAUUUAGUUGCUCAAUUGUUGUUAUUCGAUUAUGUUGAUGGUGUAAUAUCGAAUGAAUAUACGUUAGCAGUCACAUUUAAUCGGAAAAAGCAACCAAAACAGCUUUGCAUAUUACCUAAUUUCCAACUUGUCGUGGAAAAUGAGGAAACAAACUCCGAAGUUGGAAGAAAGGUGCAGUAUGGAGCAUUAUGCGUGGUUUGCAAUGAUGGUACAAUUAAAGUUUAUUCAUUAACGGAUUUUAAACAUAUUACUGAUAUACAAGUCAAUGGAGAAGCUUUUACUUCUAUUGCUUAUUGUCGUACACUAGAUCGUUUAUGUGGUUGCACAAGUAAGGGCUCGCUUAUUUUUUAUUCUUUUAACGAUGCAGAUAAUGAAUCUGGAGAUGAAAUGCUUGAAAUGGAUGAUGAGUCAAAUGUUUGUGUUAAAUCCACUAAUAAUUUAGAAAUAACGGUGACAGAUGGUGGAAAUGAAAACGUUACCAACACAUCUAAUAUUGACAUUAAUGACUUAGCAGUUUAUAAGAAUGGACUUAAUUCUGGUAAAUUACCAUUACCAUGUAUACCGCAAGGAGUAUUAGGAGUUGACUGCAGUGCAACAAAUAUUUUGACUCUAACACAUCAGUCUCCAUCUCCUACGCCACUAACUGCAGCGAAUUGCAUAGCUUUUAAAAGUUCUUUAUUAAUAGAGGAUUUACGUACUUUAUAUGAUCUUACAAAAUUUGAUGACAAAUUAAGUGCUUAUACAGCUGAAGUGCCAAGCUGUUGGAAUGAUAUGGUACAGGCACAAAAACAAAGAAAACAACCGCAGUAUUUACGCAAUGGAGAUGAUACCCAACAUGUUAAAACAUGGCGUCUACAUAAUGAUGCCACUACUUGGGACGAACAUACGAUUGAGUUGAAUCUAAACCAGCCGGUUCAACUAGGCCACAUUGACUUGAAAUUCACAUUAUUCCAGCAAUGUCAUAAUCCUGCAGCUAUACAAGUGACUUUGCUCAAGCAGAAUACAAGUGGAUUUGGUUAUCGUAUGAAAGGACCAAAUGCUUGUUAUCAGGAAUGUAACACGAAAAAUUAUGAUGAUUUUAUACCAAGUGCUGCUGAUGUUAAUGAAAAUCCGGUAUUAACUGAUGAAUACUUGCAAACCUACAAUGCCGAAAUAUUGGUCGGUCCCAUUGAACUUUCCUCAUGUAUUGACCUGUGCGAUCAGGGUGGUGUAAUGACAUUAACCUCACCGAAACUAUUUAAAACUCGUACACGAAACUUUUUAUUGCAUUUACGAACUAUGUCAGAUCAAAGUAAGGAUGGUCAAGCUAAAACACGUGGAUGCGAUUGGUUACACGAAAUAUCCAUAUCUGUACGUGGUGUAAAGACAAUAAAUAUACCUAAUGAACGUACACAACGAAUUGCAAUGCUUGAAAGUAAACUGCUAUUAGAGAAUUUAUUUUUGAUUAUAAGUUCUACUGAAACUUCGAGGCUAGAAAAAAAUCUUGCUUUAGAUAUAUUGAUAUGGAUUUGUUUUAUACGCUUGAAUCGUUAUCGUUCCUCGAAGUCUGAAAGUAUGAAAGCACAGUUGAAUAAAAAUGUGCAACAUAAUAAUGUGGAUCUAGUAGCACAACAAAUUGAAUGUAUUUCUAUAGCUGAAAAGUACAUACACAGUAUCAUUCGUAACUGUAUCAUUCAUAGCGAUCGUUCGAUCGCUCACAAAUGUGUGAAAGUAAUAAUUAUAUUAACAGAUGGUAUAGGUAACAUGCCUAGUGAACUUCAGAAUGAACUUAAUUUGAGCGUUGCUGUUAAAACGGCUAUAUCAUCCACAUUCAAGGAGUUGCCACUUUCAAAACAUGCGAGUGUUGUACAUUGGUUUACAACAUUGGUUUGUGCCACAUCUACUGCUGAUUCGCAUAACGAAAUUUCUGAAUUAUGCAUAAAGUUGUUAACCAAGAUAUCUGCAGAAAUUUCGCAACGUUGGGAUCCGUAUGGUGCAUUACUAGGAACAAGAUUUGGCAUGUAUGGUUUUCCAUUUGAGCCCGAAAUUUUCGAUUAUGAGUUACCAAGCAUGAACAAGAAUAAUGCACCAAUUCCUUCAACCUUUUUAAGCAUCAUGCGACAAAAUGCAGGUGCAAUGCAAACAGCUGGUAUGGAUAUUAAAAAGCUCUGUUCAAUUGAUAGCGUAGAUUUUCGAACAUUCCCACAUUUGAUAAAAUGUAAAAGUGUGAGCAACCAAUUGCGAGGCUUAUUAGAGGUAGAACAGUUGCAUUUUUCUUGUGCUGCAACAUCUGAAGCUACUCGCAUAGAUAAUUUGGAUUCAAUUUCAACUGGCAAUGGGUCGAGUAUAAAUGUGGAAGAUAUUAUUAUGGGACCAAUGCAAUCCGUUUCCGUAGAUGUUUUAAAGGAUCCCGAUAUUGAUAAGAUACACGACAUUGUUAAUAAUGUCCAAAAUAUUAUUGUUGAUAAACAUCUUAAAUUAAAGAAACCCAAAGAAGUUGAACAAAAAGCCAAUGGCGUUUCUCACUUUGAGCAUUUGCCGCAUUUAUCAUCGAAAUACAAUUCUAUGUUGCCAAAAUUCAAAGCAAUUUGCAAAUACAUUGAGCUAUGUGAUGACACAACUAAAAAUUCCGCUAGCAAUAAAGCGGAACUUUUUAAAGAAAAAGCAAUAUCAGCCCAAGCUAAAUUAUCAGCUUUGGAGGAUGCCCUCACAAAGUUAGAUGAAACUCAAACAACAGUUAAAGAUGUGCUUAAAAUGCAUAAUAAUAAUGGAGAACAACGCAUAACGCAAAAACAAAGUGCACAACUACCUCAUGUGAACAAGGAAAAUAUUACAACUAAUGUCUUCUCUUGGCAUAAAUUGCUUUUGCCUCCGCCGAAACAAAUGAUUGUUAUCGAUCGUAUGCACUCUGGCGCUCGCCGAUUUGUUGUGCUAGACUUCGGCGCGCAUAUCCUAUUAACCGAUUUAGUAAUACCAGCUUGUGAUGAGCUCGCAUCGCUACACAUAGAUAUUUGGUGUUUUGAUGAAGAAACUGACAGUGUGCGUUUGACAGUAACACAUGAUAUCGGCACUAAGACAUUAGUUUUGACUGAUUUACAACCACCGCCAAUAUGUCGUUUCAUGAAAAUCACCAUUAUUGGUCGCAUUGGCAUGUCAUCCACAAAAUGUAAGAUACCGAUAGGUUCAUUUUAUGGUCAUACUGUUGUGUUAGAUAGUGAUUGCUAUGGUGAUACAGUAUUGAAGAAAGUUACGCGCCAACCACAAAAUUUACAAGCUCAGAUAAAGGCAUUGACUUCUUUGUAUGAAGAUGUACACUGUCGUUAUAGCUUAGCGAGUUGUAAAUUAUUGGAACUGUUAUCACCUGUGCUAAAUUGCGAAAUAUCAAAUGUUGCUCACAUGCAGGCUUUUAUUAAUAAGCAGCAUGAGACAGAGGCAAAUGUGGUGGAUAAUUUAAAAAUCAUUAAUUUGUACGAAGAAUGUAUUAUGCUACAACAUCAAAUUAAUGUUAUACGUAAUGUUAUCAAUCGUUUCGACACUUCCUUGUCAAAAGUCAAUCCAAUUAUGACUGCACGUGACGAUAUAUUACAGUUAACAUCACGAGAUAAAUUGCGUGUUCUGAGCCAAAGCCUAGUAGAAAUAUUAUUGCAUUUUUCUAUUGAAUUUGGAUUUAAGAAUAUAUUACCAGUACAUCAAUUAUUUACAAUUGACGUUGCCAAUAUGUUAUUUAAUUCUUUGGUCGUCUAUGGAGACGCACACAUACAAUUAGCUACUUGUUCUUUGUUGGUACGGAUGUGUUGCUUCCAAAGUUGGUGGGGUGACUUUUUGGCGGAUAUUUUCUGUAAUUUAUUUUCGUCUCAAAAUAGUAAAAUAUUUCCACAAGAUCGAAUAUUUUUCCUACUAACAUAUUUGGGUAGACGAAGCAUUGCCAUGGGAUCAUGUCGCUCAAUAGUAAUUGAUGCAAUACUAAAAACAUUAGCUAAAUUAUUAGCACCAAUAUCACCACGUUAUCAACAAACUUAUGAUAACGCUGAUCGAUACAAAGAUAAUUCCGGAAAUUUAUGGUUGAAAUCUGAUUUACAACUAAUUACAUGGUUGUUGUUAUUUUUGUCAGUUUGCUUAGAUGAUAAUAACGAUCAUAAAGAUAAAUCUACAAAUCGUUGGGAUUUCAUGAGCUGUGAAUCUGAUUUUACAAAGUCGCGUACACAAUCAUCUAACACACAAAAUAAACAAUUACGUUGUUUUAAGAAACGCAUUAUACAGAAUAAAUAUAGUGUUCAACCUUACACUGAUUGGGGAAAAAAGAUAUAUAUGAUACAAAAUGAGCAUCCAAAUAUAUUAAUGGAAUUAGCGGGAAAACCAAAAUCAUCUAAACAAUCAAAUAAAAGCGCAACAACAUCAAAGCCUGUCAAAGAAGUUAAUGCAAUAGAAAUUGAAAAUAAUUUUGAUAAGGGACUUAAAGCCAUACGAAUUUAUAAUAUAUUAAUUGUGAUAAGAGGUCUUAUUGCAUUGCUUCUAGAGAUGGAUUUUACUUGCAAUAUGGAUCAAUUUUUGUUAACAUGCAAGGUGAUUGCACGGUUGGUAUCUGCCUGUCGCCCAGCUGUAAAAUUGACAAAAAUUGUAACUACCACACAACUGGAGCAAUUAAUCCGGCUUGCUGUUUGGAAUGAUCAACAACAACCUUGGGCUGUACAUGCAAUUACUUGUUUAUUACAGGAUUUGUUAGAUGCUGAUAAGCACUAUAAAGACAAUGACGCUACUCCUACAAAUGAUCGCGGCAGUAUUUUGGAAAUUGUAACCGCAGACCAGUCACCAAAAAAUGCUUUUGACAGUUAUCAAUCAAUAUAUGCACAACAACCCAUGACAUCUGUACAAGCUAACAGUAAUGAAGUGCCCUAUUCUGAUGCAAAAUAUUAUCAUUUACCAUCUUUAAUUGAGUGCGAUGAUACUGAGUUUGAUGAACUUCUCAACGACAUGGCGAUGAUUGAACGUACAAAACCAACGAAAAAAGACAACAACAACGUUAAUAAAAAUACAGUUAAUUACUUUUGUAAAUCUAUAUCGAGCUCCCUAGAUGCUAGGUUAGAUGUUGGAUUAGAUAUCAACAUUGAAGUUAAAAUUCGACGCUUAACAAUGAUUUCUUCCUUGGAUAUGUAUGCAUCAUUGCCUCAGAUUCCUGGAAAUGAAUUCGUUACACCCAUUCCGGAAGCAACCAUAUGGCCAGAAUACAUAACAGAGAUUUGGUCAACACCAGAAUUUAAUGAAUCGCAAAAUACUUACAAAAUGUUUAAAGAUGUAUUUGAUAGCAUAUUCGCAGAUCUACAUAUGCAGGAUACAUGGGUACAUUUGGAACAGGUAUUGCAUAUGUGGCUAACUUUGAAUGGAGAGCUUACUGAUAAAGCCUGUACUGGAACUUUUUCGCAAACCGAUGUACCAAAAAUACCAUUUGGUGCACAUGCUGUGCAGGGACUGUUAAUUGCACUAGCUUGGCAUAAUGAUAUUAAGUUGCGUACUUGGUGUUUGGGUUUCCAAUGCUUGUUUUUAGCUUGUAACUCACAAGCUAUUUGUGAUGAUGACUCAGAUUCGACGAAUAUAAACGAAGUUAUAAUUAACGAUGAACAUUUUGAGAAAAUGUUGUUGAGAUUUUUCUCUGGUUAUGGUAUGACUUCAACUAUUAUUUCUAAUCGAUGUGCUGGACCAACUAUAUGUAAACAUUUGCAUGAACUAUUACAAUGGUUGCAUAAGAAAAGCGAAAUGACAGAAGAUUUUAUCACUUGUAAACGUAAACUUAAGGAUAUUUUACUGCAUAUUAUACUGCAGUUAGUUCAACCAGGUGGUGCUAUUUGCACUCAACAGGGUCCAAUCGACGCACAAAGUCAAUUAGUGCGUGAUUUGCUAUGUAUGCCAAAUGAUAAAGCUGAUUUAAUUGUUGCUUUAAAAAUAAUAGAUAAUGUUUCGUUCCUGGUCAACAAUAAUAUAUCCAACAAUGACAAGUUACAAUGUCAGCGUAUAUCUGAUAAUAGUAGUGCUGCAAAUACGUUCUGCAAUUUAUUUGCCAAUGUGCUUGGUUCAGAUAACACUAAGCAAAAUGCAUCUAUAUCAGAUAAUUCGUUGAUUAUUAGUUUAAUAAAGCUGUCAUCGUCGCUCAUACAGAUAGAGUUGCCAAGACAGCCAAGUGAGGUUCCAAUACCGGAAGAUAAGGAACUUUCAAACGAAAGUCAAACAGAUGAAACAAAAGCUGAACAAUUAAAUAAUGAUGGUCCAAAAUCGAAAACACCAUGUAUAGCUGAUACGGUAUUACGUGAUAAGAACAUGAAUACCAUGAAACGUUUAUUAACUGCUUUGUCGAAUUGCACCAGCACUUCCGUCAUAUUGACAAUAACAAACAAUUCUAUAACUACUACAAAGGCUACAGAUAAUAAUUCAUUCGAUGAUCCGCAAACAACAGCAGAUGCAGUUUUUAAUAUGCUCGUUUUACUAUACGAAAAAGCAUCAAGCCCACGUUUAGUUAUUGCACCAAUAUGUCAAUAUCUGGAAGCAAGCACCUCGAAUCGUACUUAUCUUCCACGUUUACAAUUAUCAGAACCUUUUCUUCUGUUUAUGUCAAAAGUUUUGGCAGAUUCAUCUUCUGUUCAAAUUUUUACACAACUUGGUGGCAUAAAUAUUAUUUGCAAAAAUUUAGUUAAACUAAACAAAGCAUUGAUUAAUAUGCAACCUAGCUUAAUAUCGCUCAUUAUGCAACAUAUGACCAAGAAUUCCAAGAUAAAAAUUGCUCCACAGAAUAGUUUGAAUAACAGUUUAAAGAAACCACCAACAAAUAACGCACAGUCUCCACGUUACCUACAAGAAGGUCUUAUUAAUUUUGCACCAUUCUGCAAUAUUUCUACAGAAAAUGAUUCUGCUCAAUCCGCUGAUAUAUUAAUUUCCAAUCCAAUGGCUUCACAUCGUCGGCCACGUACACCGGCCUGGAAUUAUAUGUUUUAUCCUAAUGAAUCGCAUGUAGAUUUAACCAUUACGUUGCCAACUGCGGUAUUGCUGAAGGAAGUGCAAUUGCAACCACAUACUCCGACACUGGCAUCAUGUCCAUCAGCUGUAGCUUUAGAAAUAUCACGUGAUUAUGGUCUAGGACCUAUACCCGUUUGCUCACCACUAACCACAACAGGCAUGACAUGCAUACGUUUGAAGUUGGCUAAAGCUGAAAUAGCAACGAGUGUGGUUUUAAGAUUAUACAGACCUAAGGAUAGUUCCAAUAUUGGUUUGUCACAAAUUGCUAUACUCGGCAAUACAAUAUUUGCAGAACAUGCAAAUACCAGCAGCAGCAGCAACAGUGUAUCAAAUGCUGAUAAUUCAAGUGAUAAUGAUAUUUUUGCUAAGACUAGCAUUGGUUGGAUAAGUAUUUUAUCACGUUGUUUCAAUGCAGCUGAUUUUAUGCCCUAUCCUAAAUGGGAAGCAGAUAUCAUUGGUGCUUCGGCCGUAUAUCCUGGUUUCCUUGAAGCAUGUUGUUCAUUAAUGAAUAUAAUGCCCAUGAUACCAAGUGGAGCUCAACACAAUUUAGAAACGGUUCUCCUUAAGUUAGGUUCAUAUAACAAAGAAUUGUGUUUAUCUUUAAUACGAAUUUUGUUAUGGAAUACAGCACCUCAAGUUUAUAAGCUCACAAAUGAAAGCAUAUGUGAUUUGCUUUAUGAAUUAGCAACAACCAAUGAUGCACACAUCACAGAUAAAAUACAGUUAUUAUUGGAAUGGGUCAUCAAAUUACGUCAAAGUUACAGCAGUGGUACGCAACGUUGUAACAAUCCUCAAAGUGGAUUUGUAAAAUGCAUUGCUUCUAUUUUGUGGUACAUAUGUUCCAAUAAUCAAGUGCAUAAAAUAAUGGAACUAAUAACAAAUGAUAUAUUUGAAGCUUGUGUUUACUGGAUUGAUAACUUAGCUCAUGAUGAGCCCUUGAAAGUGGCAUUUGAUUCACUGCUCUGUGCACUAUGUAACAUCAAACCAGAACUUUUUGAUCAACUUUUACUAAAAGUUGACGUUAAAGUUAUGCAGUCAAUGCCAAAUAUUU
This is a messenger RNA of Teleopsis dalmanni, 10774 nucleotides long. Its product is annotated as baculoviral IAP repeat-containing protein 6-like. Gene Ontology annotation, biological process: regulation of cytokinesis; apoptotic process. NCBI's taxonomy places the organism in Eukaryota, Metazoa, Arthropoda, Insecta, Diptera, Diopsidae. Gene Ontology annotation, molecular function: ubiquitin-protein transferase activity; protein binding. The record is from RefSeq and is a predicted model, not a curated record.